AUGGUUCUUUUGCACGGAGUGAGUGCUCAAAGCAAUGCCACGACCACAUUAAUAUCAACGUCUCCAACAUUUCCUUCAAUUGCAAAUAUUUCGACAAAAGUCUACAAUGUGUCGGCAGCGACCACGACAUUGACAUACGACUACUCGAACGAGGAAUUGGCCAUGUUGUGGAAUCAAGUUGGGAGCAUUGCUGUAGGACCGAUCACCACAACCGUUUCUCCAACCCCAGAACCCACGGCAUACCCAAGACCUGGUGCCAUGCAUCCUCAAGUCCCAACGUAUGAUACUUCUCUGAACUCAGAGGAUCUACCCGACGACUUCAUCUGGGGCUUGGCGUCAAGUGCAUAUCAAGUAGAAGGAGCAGCGAAAGACGAAGGCAAAGGACCUUCCAUUUGGGACUUGAUCGCACAUCGAGACUAUGGGGCAGUAGCGGACAACUCAACUGGGGAUGUAGUGGCAAGUCAUUAUUACCUGUACAAGCAAGAUUUUGCUCGUCUUGCAAAUCUUGGUGUGCCAUAUUUUUCUCCGUCUUUUUCAUGGCCGAGAUUCUUCCCUUUUGGCAAUGGGCCUGUGAACGAGCAAGGGGUAACACAUUACGACGAUGUAAUCGCCAGCAUGGUUGCUGCUGGUAUCAAGCCAGCUGUGACUCUCUUCCAUUGGGAUACACCACUCGCUCUCUUCAACUCCUAUGGAGCAUGGACCGAUGAACGGAUCGUAGAUGACUACUUCAACUACGCCAAAUUUGUCAUCAGCCGCUACGACCAAUACGUCCCCAUCUGGUAUACCUUCAACGAGCCACAAUACUGCAACUGGCAAUACGAAUCCUACCCCGCUGGCAACACCAAAGGCAAUUACCCCGCGUACCACGGCAUAACAGGCGGUCUCCCCGCCCGCAUAGCAUGCAGCCACUACACGCUCCUUGCACACGCCAAAGUCGCCAAAUGGUACCACGACGACUUCCACGGCCAAGGCCGCAUCACCUUCAAGAACAGCGGCAACUACUACGAAGCCCUGAACGCCUCUUCAGCUGCGGAUAUCGACGCCGUAGCCCGGAACUACGAGUUUGCGCUCGGCUGGUUCGGUGGUCCGUGGCGAGACGGGGAUUACUCUGCGAUGUUAAAAGAGACGCUUGGUUCCUCGCUGCCGAAUUUCACGCAGGCGGAAAAAGAUAUGAUCAAGGGUUCAUGCGAUUUCUUCGCCAUUGAUGGGUACACGGGGUACUACGCCACGGGUAUUCAAGGAGGUAGCGCUGCGUGUGCGGCUAAUUCUUCAAGUCCUGGGUAUCCCGAGUGCGCGGGCAGUUCUAGUACUGGAGCAGACGGAUUCCCGAUCGGACCUAGCGCGGAUAAUGAUGUGAGCUGGCUGUACAGUACGCCGGUGAGCAUUAGGAGGUUCUUGAAUGUUAUCACGAAAGAUCUUUUCCCGGCGGUGGGGGAUGUGGUUGUGAGUGAGUUUGGGUUUGCGGAGCCGUUUGAGGGGGAUCAGGGGUCGUUGGCUACGAUUUUGUGGGAUUUGAGGAGGGCGGAUUAUUAUCAGGGGUUUUUGGAUAAUAUUUUAGCGGCGAGGAAUGUUGAUGGAGUCAACGUAACAGGUGCCUUUGGAUGGGCCAUUUUCGACAACUUCGAGUGGUUUGAGGGAAGUCAUGUCAAGUUUGGGUUGCAAUACCUGAACCAAACUUCCUUGGAGCGGUAUCCGAAAGCAAGUAUGUUCCAAUUCUUGGAUUGGUUCAAGUUGCAUGGAGGCGUGAAGCUGGACAGUGGGAGUGCUGGUGGUAAUGCUAGUGCGAUACCCAAUACAUAG
Messenger RNA from Mollisia scopiformis, 1800 nucleotides. RefSeq names its product glycoside hydrolase. The transcript has 6 exons. The record is from RefSeq and is a predicted model, not a curated record. Bases 1 to 1800 code for a protein of 599 amino acids. NCBI's taxonomy places the organism in Eukaryota, Fungi, Ascomycota, Leotiomycetes, Helotiales, Mollisiaceae. Gene Ontology annotation, molecular function: beta-glucosidase activity. Gene Ontology annotation, biological process: carbohydrate metabolic process.